UGAAGGAUGGACCAGAUUAUUUAAUUGUUAUUCAAUAGGAGAAGAGUUAUAUUACAACAAGAGAUUUUAAAACGCGAAAAACGAGUUGCAAAGGGCAGAAGAGCAAAAAAUAUUGGACAUCAUAAAAUAGCAAAUAUGAAAAAAUCUAAUAAUAAUACUAGGGGUCGUGGUAGAGGUGGAGUUCAGCAUGUAUUGCCGUCUAAUAUAUUUACAACUCAAUCUUCAAAUUCAAAUACUUCUGUUUUUAAUGAAUCACAGCAUUCUUUUAGUAUGCCUUCUAAUCCCAUUAUUCUUUUGAACAAAAUAUUAAUUACUUGUAACAUCAAUUUACAAAAUAUACAUCUAAAUUCUAGUGUUCUCUCGCAAUCUAACCCUAAUGCAGAAAUUCAGAAUCUUCCUAAUAUACAAGCUAUUCAUUCUCUUCCAGACCCAAUUCAAAAUCCCCAAACAACCAAACGUACCAAAAGAACAACCUGUACACAAGAAUUAUCAUUUUUAGAACCAUUAGUGAAUGAUACAAGCGAAGAAAAUAUUAAUAAUGCUAUUCAACAAUUGAAUAAUUGGAAUAUAGCAAAUAAUCAAACUGAAAAUAUGUGGGAUAGACAACGCGUAAUAAAAUGGGUACAAACACGAACCCGUGAUAAUAGGUUGACAAGAGAGAAACGAGAACGAAAUAAUUAAGUCUAAAAAUAAAUUAUUAGUAUCAAUAUAUUGUAUUAAUAUAGAAACAUUGUAAUAUUUACCGUUAUUAAUAAAGAAUUUUUAUAUUAUCAUCCAUCUUUCAACAAUGUACAUAUAAACUUCUGACCAAGCGAAAGAACUUAUAUUGGCAAAAGGCUCUCAGUUUAAAGGUCAAAAAGUCAUAGAAAAGCCUUAUAUAUUGAAAUAUUUAAGGGAGUGAGGUAUUUCAAUGAAAUUAGUGCCAUUUGAAAGUUCAUACGUAUUACUUUUAAUGUAUUUCAAAAAAAGUUAAAGUCGUUGUCCUG
Molecule: messenger RNA, 986 nt
Organism: Rhizophagus irregularis DAOM 181602=DAOM 197198
Lineage: Eukaryota; Fungi; Glomeromycota; Glomeromycetes; Glomerales; Glomeraceae
Source: RefSeq, a predicted model, not a curated record